AGCCGAUUUAAAAUUACUCGAGAGCCUGAAUUCGAAUCUCCAUGCACCGGUAUGAAGUUGUGAACAUUGCGAUUACCCCUGGACGAGCAUACCGCAAAACAUUCCUGAACCCUCGAUCGAACAAUAGACGUGGAAGCAAAUAGGAGGCAUUCGAAUUUUUAUGAUUUGCCAGGUGAAAAGUGACACUGCGGAUUACUGUAGUCUUUGUACGCCAUGACCACAUGCACGGGUGAUAGUAAUUAAAUUAAUCGUUACCAUUCAUAAAUUAUUUUUGCUUUGUUUUAUCCGGAAUCCACGCUUUUGUUUUAUGAUAAUCAUACGACCAACUUCUUAAGCACAGCUCUGGAUUUAAUAUGCCAUUCUCAGGAUUGAUUCAGAGAAUCACUGUACGGCUGUUGCACUUGUAUAUAUUUGUGUGUGACUCAGUUUUUCCCUCGUAUUAUCUUCGCCUAUGUUUUGGAAGGUUUUCACUCGUUCUGCAUCGUUUAAAAAUCGUUCCAGUUUUCAUCGACAAAACUGAACUGGAGGAACUAAAGUGGGCCUGGACUCUGCAGUUAGUGCGAUUACAGAAGCUUAAGAGUACUCUAGGGUAUACAGCCGCUUUAGUACAAUGUGGACGCUCUUGUUGUGGAUGAUCGGUGUCACGGGCAUGCUGUGCCAGCAAGUACAGGCAGAAAGUGAUCCACUUCCACCCGAUUUCCUGCCGCUUGGAAUUAACAGCAAAAUAGCUACAAGACCGUCAGUCGAGACGCACAAUGUUCCUGCCGGUUUUCCCGCUGUGUUCACGUGUAGGCACCACGAUAUUGCAAAGAAAACGGUGUCCUGGCAGCAUAACGGUGCCAAGAUUUUGGAUGCGACGCUGUACAAGAAUACGCGAUACGCUGUGAUAACGGAACCAGGAACGUCCACCCUCACCAUCGAGCACGUCCAGGUCAACGAUCAAGGCACGGUUACAAGCCAGGUGCAGACUGAGGCGAGGCUUGUCGAAAACACGGUGACCUUUGAAGUCAGCGCAAUCGCGGUAGAUGUCAACCGGCGAAGUGUCAUCGACGAAAUCGCCUACAUCCCCAGCGAAACGACCCAAGUAACGUACACUUGUGCGAUCAAGUACGCACCAAAAGACGCCAGAUUGAGCUGGUUUGAUAAGGAAACCGAGCUGACCACGAUCAUCUGCAGGGACAAGAACUGCGACGUCGAAAGCUACACUGACUCUGUGAAUAUCAAGAAAGCCGUCGUUGUGUAUUCUGCUGUAAAAUUCGUUCCCAAGAAUGGCCUACGUUGUAAACUGAUCAAUAGUACCGGAGGCACCGCGCAAAAGUCAGCCAUCGUCAAGCUGAAAACACUUACUGGAGAGCCACAGUUUUGCGGGAUGGACGUUACAAAAAAAUUAAAUAAUCAAAUUCAACUGCACAGCGGCGAAACGUCCACUAUUACCUGCACUGCCUACAUAGAUCCAAAACACGCACCCAAACUGCUUCUGUACAUGAACAACACGAAGACUGCCGAAUCCGUCAUCUUUGUGCGAAGCCAACGCAUAAUGGUGACUUAUCGAUUCAUUGUUCACCCAGAAAAUAACGCCGCUCGGGUCAAGUGUAACGCCGUUAACCAAACCCACGAGGAAAUGGAACCAUUCGCCAAACUGCCACUUCGCGUAUUAUUUUCCCCCGAGGACGGCUCGGUAACUGUGGUUGCGCCAGCCACUGUUUCGCCCAACCAAACUUUUGAAGUCCGCUGCCAUUCCGAACAUAACUAUCCCAUGCCAAGGCUUCACUGGUUUGCGUUUCCGGGAAAGUCGUGUGGAACAUCCAUCACACACACAGAACACAAAAAUGCGCAUUUCUGUCGGCUAGGUGGGGCAACGACGUACGGUAGAAUUUGGGUAACACCAGCAGCCGGUGCCACCUCCAUCAGUAUCAAAUGCAUGGCUCGGAAACCGGGCAGCGGUCAAAUCGUUCUUGCAACUGCCGUGGUCUAUGUGAAAACCGAAAGCGCCAACAAUGAGACCGGAGCGGAAAUCACUGGAGACAUCCAGCCUACUAAGCUCACCGAAUUCUUGCACGUAGCGAACCAACCUGCUGAUCAUGAUAAACCUGACGCUGCCUUAAUUGGCGCUCUAUCGGUGGCUGCGAUCGCGGGAAUGGUGGGGAUGAUGAUGGUGGUGUUGUGGAUCAUCCAUCGCACAUCCGAUCAGUUCGCGUAUCAUCGCAAAAUUCGUGCAUGAAAGUACGCACAUUUUUAAUCACUGCUCUGACGUACUGGCAUUAAUUCUUAUGCAGCUUUACUCACUGCUUUUCGGGUAUGAUACUGCAUGCGCGUAGCGCUACUUGCAAAACUGCAUGAGGAACGUUGUUAACUUGAUUUGUACCGUAUGUAGUGUACGCGUAAUCAGAAUACGUAAAUAGAACUUUCUGUCAAAGGCAUUCGCAAUAGUGGUUUUCUACUACAGUGUAGCUGAAAGUUUUCCGGCUUCGUACGUAAUUGGUCUCACAACUGAAUAAAAUUUCGUUUUCAC
This is a messenger RNA of Paramacrobiotus metropolitanus, 2512 nucleotides long. RefSeq lists its product as uncharacterized. The transcript is spliced from 9 exons. Lineage: Eukaryota; Metazoa; Tardigrada; Eutardigrada; Parachela; Macrobiotidae. The record is from RefSeq and is a predicted model, not a curated record. Bases 611 to 2221 code for a protein of 536 amino acids.